This is a messenger RNA of Colletotrichum tamarilloi, 333 nucleotides long. RefSeq lists its product as uncharacterized. Bases 1 to 333 code for a protein of 110 amino acids. NCBI's taxonomy places the organism in Eukaryota, Fungi, Ascomycota, Sordariomycetes, Glomerellales, Glomerellaceae. The record is from RefSeq and is a predicted model, not a curated record. The transcript has a single exon.
AUGCUGGCUCGCUCGACAGACGCCCUCACCGCUCUCCACGCCCCCAAUCACACGAUCGACGCACAAACACACAGACACCACCACACCGCACCGGAUGCCUAUUCCCUUGGCCGCCUGUUUAUUGGCCAAGCUGACAUCCGCCCAAAAGCCUCAAAUCACGACGCUAAUAGCCUGUCUUGCUUUUUUGAGCGCCUCCGACCCCCGUCUCCCCUAUUCGCGGUCAAAUGUCUCGCCUGCGUCCGUCCCUUUUUAAGCUUCUGUCGCCCUUUCCUGAGCGACAAUCCGAUACCAGGCGGAGGACGGACCUCAUAUUCCACAGACCCUGCUCAUUGA